AUGGCCCUACGUUCCAACAUUUGCACCAUACAAGGUCGAAGGUGUCUUCCUCCCACUGGUUCUUGCACGGAGAGCACAGCUCAAACCGCUAAAACAGCAGCCAUUGUCUUACAGAGUCUAACACCAAACGCUCAGAACGUGUUCAAGAUUAUCGCUGACUACCAAAUUUCUCACCCAGAUGAAGACGGCAUGUCCACUGAAGAACUGUAUUCAGCCUCACGUGAACGCUUCUUUGUGAGCAGUCAAGUGACUCUCAACUCUCAUCUCACGGAGUUUAAAUAUCACGAACUGGUUAAGACCAAGAGAAACUCCGAUGGACAAGAGUGUUUGAACAUACCUCUGUCUCCGGAUGCACUGAAACAGCUCGUGCUUGAUCUCAAUCAGUAG
This is a messenger RNA of Eruca vesicaria subsp. sativa (arugula), 387 nucleotides long. The record is from the annotation of a GenBank genome assembly. NCBI's taxonomy places the organism in Eukaryota, Viridiplantae, Streptophyta, Magnoliopsida, Brassicales, Brassicaceae.